This is a messenger RNA of Mus musculus (house mouse), 1510 nucleotides long. It is a transcript of the gene Rtraf, whose product is annotated as RNA transcription, translation and transport factor. Gene Ontology annotation, cellular component: mitotic spindle; cytosol; perinuclear region of cytoplasm. Gene Ontology annotation, biological process: tRNA splicing, via endonucleolytic cleavage and ligation; positive regulation of transcription by RNA polymerase II. Gene Ontology annotation, molecular function: identical protein binding; RNA binding; RNA polymerase II complex binding. The record is from RefSeq and is marked validated. The coding region runs from base 95 to 829 and encodes 244 amino acids. NCBI's taxonomy places the organism in Eukaryota, Metazoa, Chordata, Mammalia, Rodentia, Muridae. The transcript is spliced from 8 exons.
CCUUCGCCGCGUCGCCGGUGCCUGCGCUGCCCGCCUCACCUCGCUUCUCCUGUCCCGGCGGAGGCCCGGGCGGCCAGCGCGAGCAGCGGGGACCAUGUUCCGACGCAAGCUCACGGCCCUGGAUUACCACAACCCCUCAGGCUUCAACUGCAAAGAUGAAACAGAAUUUAGAAACUUUAUCGUUUGGCUUGAAGACCAGAAAAUCAGACACUACAAGAUUGAAGACAGAGGUAACUUGAGAAACAUCCACAGCAGUGACUGGCCCAAGUUCUUUGAAAAGUAUCUCAAAGAUGUUAACUGUCCUUUCAAGAUUCAGGAUCGGCAAGAAGCGAUUGACUGGCUUCUUGGUUUAGCUGUUAGACUUGAAUAUGGAGAUAACGCUGAAAAGUACAAGGACUUAGUACCUGAUAACAGGAAAAAUACUGACAACGCAGCUAAAAAUGCAGAGCCACUGAUCAACUUGGAUGUAAAUAAUCCUGAUUUUAAGGCGGGUGUCAUGGCUCUGGCUAACCUCCUUCAGAUUCAGCGUCAUGAUGACUACUUGGUAAUGCUUAAGGCAAUUCGAAUUUUGGUUCAGGAACGUCUAACACAGGAUGCAGUUGCUAAAGCAAAUCAAACAAAAGAGGGCUUACCUGUUGCUUUAGAGAAACAUAUUCUUGGCUUUGACACAGGCGAUGCAGUUCUUAAUGAAGCUGCUCAGAUCCUGCGGUUGCUGCACAUAGAAGAGCUCAGAGAGCUACAGACAAAAAUUAAUGAAGCCAUAGUAGCCGUCCAGGCCAUCAUUGCUGAUCCAAAGACAGACCACAGACUGGGAAAAGUUGGGAGAUGAGCACAUGAGGAUGUCAGCUUCUCACCUGCCUAGUGAUGGGAACCAUUACACCAGCAUGUGCUUGGAAAUCAGAUGUCACACUUUGAAGGGAGAACCCCAGGAGAUUGACUAUGUUCUAGAGAUUUACCACCGCUGCUUUUUCUUUAAUAAAGUUGGAGAAGUAAAAGGCUUGUUUGUUUUGCUCUGUUUUGAGUCCAUGUAUUCUGUUUCUACAAUUAUUGUGCACCCUUUAUGGUUACAUUCACUCCAACCCUUAACUUUGUCCUGGAGACAAUAUAGAUAUUUAGACCACAAGAAAGCUUUAAAAUAUUUUAUUGGAAUUAUAUAGAAAAUUGAAGAACUGCUGCAUCUUUGGUGUUUUACCCGGAGUACUUUUGAGGGAUACUUCUGUAGAGGCACUUGGGGACUCUUUGUAGCACCUUAGUAUAAAUAAAGUCUGAGGACUUCGCUGGGCCAACCCCAUGGUCCGUCUGUGGCGGGCCUCAGUGGGCUUCAGGAAUCAGUUCUCAUAGCCAUCUGUUUGCUUUACUUUUCUUGGCCAGGUAGAAUCCAUGGCAAACAAAAAUCAGAUUUAGUGUCUUUGCUCUCAUUGGUUCUAUGUUGAAUGAAUUUGGCCUUUUAAAUAACUGUUUACAAAAGUUGAUUUAAUAAGCAAUGAUUAAAAUUCUAUUUUAAACUUGU